This is a messenger RNA of Cooperia oncophora, 1137 nucleotides long. Lineage: Eukaryota; Metazoa; Nematoda; Chromadorea; Rhabditida; Trichostrongylidae. The record is from the annotation of a GenBank genome assembly.
AUGUGGCCAGACGAAGAGCCACUAUGGCAAUGUCCGGGAUAUUUUGUCGAGUCAGGUAGCGCAGUUCAUUCAAUGAUUAUCGCUUGCCAUGGCAAUCGUGAUUUUCCGUUGACUGAUUUAGAAGAAACCCACGCCUACACCCGUGUAGCCGCAAAGUCGUUGGCUCUACUGGAUGAUCGAUGUAAGGAAUGGGAUGCUCCACCUGAGGAAACUGCGGAACUAUGGCAAGACUGUGCAAAAGCGCAAGCAGUCGUUUCUCUUUUCACAAACCUCUGUGCCCAAGCGCAUACCCAUGGGUUUACUCAAUACACUGACAUCACGCGUCCAUUCACCUCUCAGUUGAUGCUCUCGAAUGGUGUUGAUUUUGUCUUUGCUGUUGGGCAACUGAAUACAAUUGCAAUCAAUAUCGACUGUGAUGGGAUGCGAUUCCUUCCAACCGCCUUGAUUUCAUAUUUUCCAUUGUUUCUAAUUCUCAACACAUUAUUCUUUAACGAAUAUUUAAUUUAUUUCUUCAAAAUUGGAUUCACCUGCGAUUGGCCUUGUGAUGGUGUAAAAUGCCUAACGAAUGAACUACGCGUUUUUUUCAUCGCUGACACUCAUCUUUUAGGUGAACGGCAGGGUCACUGGUUUGACAAGCUCCGGAGAGAAUGGCAGAUGUAUCGUUCUUAUCGCACAGCUCUUCACUUGCUUGCGCCUGAUGCGGUUUUCUUCUUAGGUGAUCUUAUGGAUGAAGGGCAAUGGGGAGAUUGGACUGCAUUUCACAGAUAUGCUGAUCGUUUUGAUUCUCUGUUCGGCAGCACUUCAUCUGACGGACCGUCAGUUCACGUAUUGGCCGGGAAUCACGAUAUUGGAUUUCAUUACGAAGUGUCACCGUUUCGUGUCGAAUGGUUCGAAAAUCGAUUCAAUCGCAGUAAAGUUGAUGCUGUUGUGAUAAAAGGUCAGCCCUUUAUUCUUGUGACGUCGAUGGCCCUACAUGGUGAUGGUUGCCGGUUCUGCUAUGAGGCAGAGGUAGAGCUGGACGCAGUUGCUAAGGAACUGGAUUGCUCGAAACUGAAGAACUGUCCAAGCAAUGUAUCGAAUCGUUUUCAGCCAUAUCGCAGACCAAUACUUCUUCAGCAUUUUCCUUUGUUCAGGUAA